AAUUUCCUUUCAUGAUAUAUAUAAAUUCUUUCUCACAAUUGAGAUUUAAUUAUCUUCAAACUUAAGCUCUUGAUGAGCUUCAUAUUACUUUUAUUUAUUUUUUUAUUAUUUCUUACUUUUCUCCACAAAGAAGAUUAUUACAGAGGACAUGACAACAUGUUUUAAACAUUGCCUCAUAAUUUUCAUUUGGUUAAUAAUCCACCUACAUCGUAUCAAUGCUACAAACUCCAUAAAUAUCAUUAUGGAUACAAAAUUAUUUGCUUAUUCUAAUGAUCAUCAAAGAAAUGAAGAUACAGAAGUGACAACGAAUCUCAGAUCAUGGAGAGGUCAAGCCAAGCAUCAUCCUCAUUUAAGAAACGCUUAUGGGAUCCUAAUAAUCAUAGGAUGGGGAAUUCUACUGCCUGUUGGGGUAAUAAUAGCAAGGUAUUUUAGUAAAUUUCCCAUUCACUUGAAUGAAUGGUAUUCAUAUCACAUAAUGUGUCAAAGCAUUGGAUAUGUUUUGGGGACAUUGGGAUGGCUUAUUGGAAUACUUAUAGACCAUACUUCCAAGCAACAUUCUCAUGAGCUUAGAUCACAUCAAAUUCUUGGUAUCAUUAUUUUUACACUCACAACUAUACAGAUGGUUGCCAUUUUUUGGCAGCCGAAAAAGGAAGAGGAGUAUGAUCAUUGUGGCUGGAAAAGCUGGGGGAUUUAUCAUCGGCUUAUGGGUUAUGUGAUAAUAGUCCUAAUAAUAGCAGAUAUAUUUGAAGGGAUCAUCCUUAAUCAAAAUCAACCUACCAAAUGGAAAUGGAGUUGUGUAGGAAUUCUAGUCAUUUUGGUUCUUACUGCUGUGUCACUAGAAAUUUACAGAUGGGUUAAAUCUAAAAUUAUUCAACAGGCUGUCGAAUUGAAUAGCGAAAUGUAUACUUCUGCAUGAUCUUUUUAAUUUUUAUCUUUUCUUUCUAUAUUCAAUUUUUACAACUUUUUUUUCUCUCUUUAUUUGGAAUACUUUAAUUACCACAAGCACCAACGAUCAAUAACUUAAAUUAUUCUGAAUACUUUUAUUCUCGUUAAAAAUUAUGUGUCGCACCAUUGAUGAACCAGAGAGAAAGAGUU
Molecule: messenger RNA, 1095 nt
Organism: Cannabis sativa
Lineage: Eukaryota; Viridiplantae; Streptophyta; Magnoliopsida; Rosales; Cannabaceae
Product: cytochrome b561 and DOMON domain-containing protein At4g17280-like
Exons: 3
Coding region: 149-916 (255 amino acids)
Source: RefSeq, a predicted model, not a curated record